This is a messenger RNA of Perca fluviatilis (European perch), 1821 nucleotides long. RefSeq names its product CCAAT enhancer binding protein beta (gene cebpb). The coding region runs from base 218 to 1132 and encodes 304 amino acids. Gene Ontology annotation, molecular function: DNA-binding transcription factor activity, RNA polymerase II-specific; RNA polymerase II cis-regulatory region sequence-specific DNA binding. The transcript has a single exon. Gene Ontology annotation, biological process: DNA-templated transcription; regulation of transcription by RNA polymerase II. Lineage: Eukaryota; Metazoa; Chordata; Actinopteri; Perciformes; Percidae. The record is from RefSeq and is a predicted model, not a curated record.
CGAGACAGGAAGACCUGUCAAUUCCUCCCAAUCCAUGAGCACGGCCUCUGCAAAAUAGUUGCACUAGCCUACAUGUUGUCACAGACAGUGACACGGGGGUUUUAAGCUGCAUUCCGACACAAGAGCCAUUUCACAACUGAGGCAACUGAACCAAAACCUCCCUGGGCGUCUCAUCUCAGCCCUCCAUGCUCCUGUAAUCCGGCGGGUGUUAAGAUCCAUGGAAGUAGCCGGCUUCUACGACGAGGGCGGAUUUGCUAUCCACAGUAGAGACAGCAUUAUCAGUCCCACCAGCAACGGCUCGUACUGGAAGCUCGGCGACUCGAUGACGGAGCUGGGCAUUGAAGAGCGGGAGAGAGCGAUAGACUUCAGCGUUUACCUGGAUUCAGCUUUGCACUGCCCGCAACUGGCGGCGCAGACGCACCACCACCACCACCACCAGCAGCAGCAGCAGGGGGACGUUUUCUCAGAUUUCCUGGCGGAGAGCAAAAUCAAGAGAGUUGCAGCUUUACAUAACUACAAGAACUAUUCGCUGUUGAACGAGCUGGAGACGAAUCAGUGCGACAACUUGAGGGACCCCAGGGAGUCCUACGCGCUGGGUUACGCUGAGCUGCAGGAGACCCGUGUGGAUAGUGUGCUCAGCCCUGAACUCAUCGGGAGCCGCUACAGAGCUGCUGCUGCUGCUGCUGCCGCCGCCGCUGAAAGAGACGACAGUCCGGAAGACGUGAAGAUGGAGAACGGGUCGUCUGGUUUUGACAUGAGGUCUUACCUCCAUUACCAGUCCACCAGCGGCAGUAUUGGCAACAUCUCCACCGCGUCCUCGACUUGCUCCAGCCCGCCCGGCACACCUGCCCCGUCAGGUAAAAGCAGGUCACCAUCGCACAGUGGCAAAAUGUCCAGCGGGAAAUCAAAGAAACGCCUUGACAAGGACAGUGACGAGUACAGGGUGAGGCGGGAGAGGAACAACCUCGCCGUGAGGAAGAGCAGGGACAAAGCCAAAAUGCGCAACUUGGAGACCCAACAUAAAGUGCUGGAACUGGCUGCGGAGAACGAUCGUUUACAAAAGCGUGUAGAGCAGCUGUCCAGAGAGCUGGCCACCCUGCGCAACCUGCUCUCUGCCACCGGACAAUGUUAGGAACCUCCAGCAGAGACUCCACACAGACCUGCGGGCUGAUUGUCUUGUUAUUGAUGGACUUUAGAGCCUGAGGUGAUCCACUGAAAGUGUUGAAAACGGUACGCUUCACAGGUGAAGAAUGCGACCACCAGUUUACAGGGACAAUAAUGGGACUGAAGCAGUGGGUGCAUGGAUUGCGCUAUCAUUCACCAAUCUUCACAAGUCACCAUAGCUUUAUUCUCAGAUGUAAUUGUUGUGUAUACAGUAUUUUGGUGCAUAUUUUACAUACAUGCGAGUGGAUUUCUACAUUUUGUGUUUCUGGAGCAAUGGUUGUCAAGGGAAGAGUUGCUGCAGUGAAAUGAUGCAACUCUUUGUAAUAGUAUUGCCAAUGAAUGAAAUAAGUCUAAUUAUUUAAUAUCGAAAGGGGAAAUGCUUUAAUUGUACUUGAUAUUUUAUUGAAUUAAACAGAUUUAUACUUUCUCUAAACAAUUUCAUUUGUAAUUUCUUUUCUCCUUUUCAAGCAAGUGCAGACAGUGGUGUUGUGCUUGCCUUAUAAUAUUCACACAUUCAUGAUAGUCAGACUGUGUACUAGGGUGUGUUUCACUACAACAUAUUGCAGAUUCAAAUAACUGGCUCAACAAUAAGGCAAAUUUGCAAUCUUUUUUAGGUCAAUAUGCCGAAAUUGAAAGAGAAAUAAACAUGCUAAAGGA